UCGGAUUCAGCCAUUAAGUACUACACACAAAAACAAUCGACAUCAGGCUACAACGGCACCUCUGCUGAGCCCCACUUAUCGACCGACUACUGCGGUGUAUCGAUAACAACGCCAUUUUUGAAAAUACUCGCAAAAAUGUGUUCGAAUGUUGGCGUCGCAUUUCAUUAGCUUAGGCCGGGAUCGUAAAAUCUAAUUUGUUGAGUGUACCGGGUUGCCCGUGGAGGAACCACGUUGCACCGCGAUCUAGUUCAAACCAAAAUUGUAAGUUGCUCUUAGCGCUAACCGAUUGUACAGUUUUCGCGGGGUUUUCUGCAUCUCGAUUCGGGGACUUAACCUGAUCUGCUGCCCUGCUGCUCUGCUGUCCUGCUGAAGAUGUCCAGCGAGGAUUCCAGCUCCGUGGCUGUGGCCCUGCGCGUGCGCCCAUUGGUGCAGUCCGAGUUGGAUCGCGGCUGCCGGAUCGCCGUGGAACGCUCGGCGGAUGGAGCACCACAGGUCAGGGUGAACAGGAAUGAGUCGUAUACGUACAACCAUGUAUUCGACAUUAACGACACGCAAAAGGAUCUCUUCGAGACGUGUGUGCGGGACAAAAUGAAGAAGCUGUUGCACGGCUAUAACGUCACAAUCCUGGCAUAUGGACAAACUGGUUCUGGCAAGACCUACACCAUGGGCACGGCCUUCAACGGAGUGCUGGAUGAUCAUGCUGGUGUCAUACCACGCGCCGUUCAUGACAUAUUCCAAGCUAUUUCUGAAAUGCAGGAGGAAUUCCGUUUUGCGGUCACAUGCUCGUAUGUGGAGCUCUACCAGGAGCAGUUCUAUGACCUCUUUUCGUCGCAAAAACGGGAAAAGGCCACUGUAGACAUCAGAGAAGUCCAGAGCCGUGUGGUCAUGCCGGGCCUCACCGAGCUGGCAGUCAACUCCGCCCAGGAAGUGACCGAUCAUCUGAUGCGCGGCUCCGCCGGACGAGCAGUGGCCGCCACGGCCAUGAAUGAAACCUCCUCCAGAUCCCAUGCGAUAUUCACGUUGACGCUGGUGGCCACCAGGCUGGACAGCAAACAAGCCGUCACCACAUCCAGGUUCAAUCUGGUAGAUCUGGCUGGCUCUGAACGCUGCUCAAAGACCCUGGCCAGCGGCGAUCGCUUCAAAGAGGGCGUGAACAUCAAUAAGGGCCUUCUUGCCCUGGGCAACGUGAUCAAUGCCUUGGGAUCUGGACAAACCGCCGGCUACAUACCCUAUCGGCAGUCCAAGCUGACGCGUCUGCUGCAGGACUCCCUAGGCGGUAACUCCAUUACGUUGAUGAUUGCCUGCGUCAGUCCCGCUGACUACAAUGUGGCAGAGACACUGAGCACUCUGCGCUACGCGGAUCGGGCCCUGCAAAUCAAAAACAAGCCGGUGGUCAAUCUCGAUCCGCAUGCGGCGGAGGUUAACAUGCUGAAGGACAUCAUCCAGAAGCUGCGAGUAGAGCUCUUGGCGGGCGGCAAGAUGAGCAGCUCUAUAACCAGUGCAGUUGGAGCCGCUGGCUUGGGUGCUAUUCCCUGUGAGGAGUCACUAGCUGGUUCAAUGGCCAAUGCAGCCGAUUAUCAGCGACUCAAGGAACAGGUGCGCACCCUGCUGGACAGGAAUAGGAAACUGCAGCAAGAGCUUCAUCAGUCGUUGGCCGAUCUCGCCGAGAAGGAAAUGCGUGCCCACAUCGCCGAGCAGGCCCAUGAUAAACUCCGCAGCCAUGUGAUUGAGCUCAAAAGCAAACUGGAUCAAAGGGAACAGGCGGCAGCCGGUACCGAAAACGGUGAUGGUGACCAUCAACUGCGCGAAAUCUCACUGCUGGUGGAUCAAGUGAACGAUGAGUUGCAACGCACCCAGAAGGAGCUGGAGACCCAGGGCCAUGAGACGCGCCAGCAGCUCAGCAGUCGUUCCCAAUCGGAAGGGGGCGAUAAUGGGGGCGAUGAAGUGCACGAAAUGCUGCAUUCCCACUCGGAGGAGUUUACCAACAAGCAACUGAACUUCGCCGGCGAGUUGCGCAGCAUCAAUCGCCAGCUGGAUCUCAAACAGGAGCUGCACGAGCGUAUUAUACGCAACUUUAGCAAGCUGGAGGCGGAGGACGAGGACGCCAAGUUGCGUCAGUGCAACCAAAAGAUCGAUGACCUCGAGGCGGAGCGACGAGACCUCAUGGAUCAGCUGCGCAACAUUAAGAACAAGGAUACUUCAGCCAAGUUGGCGGAGGACCGACGCAAACGUCUGCAGCAUUUGGAGCAGGAGAUCUCCGAACUGCGCCGCAAGCUGAUCACGCAGGCCAACAUGCUGAAGGUGCGUGAAAAGGAGCGCGAAAAGAUCCAGAAUCUAAGCAGCGAAAUCCGCGCCAUGAAGGAAUCCAAGGUGAAGCUCAUCCGGGAAAUGCGCGGUGAAUCCGAGAAGUUCCGCCAAUGGAAGAUGGUACGCGAGAAGGAGCUCACCCAACUCAAGAGCAAGGACCGCAAAAUGCAGUCGGAGAUUGUGCGCCAACAGACGCUGCACUCCAAGCAGCGCCAGGUCCUGAAGCGCAAGUGCGAGGAGGCGUUGGCUGCCAACAAGCGGCUGAAGGAUGCUCUCGAGCGGCAGGCAACUGCGCAGGCCCAGCGUCAUAAGUACGCCAAGGAUCACGGCGGCUCAGCGAAGUCGCAGGCGCAGACAGAUUCCUGGGUGGAUCGUGAGUUGGAGAUCAUACUCUCGCUUAUAGAUGCUGAGCACAGCUUGGAGCAACUGAUGGAGGACCGGGCGGUGAUCAACAAUCACUAUCAUCUGCUGCAGCAGGAGAAGACCAACGAUCCGGCCGAAGCCAAGGAGCAGGCCGGCAUUCUGGCGAAUCUCGAGGAGGAGCUGGAAAUGCGCAAUGCCCAGAUCUCCGAUCUACAGCAGAAAGUCUGCCCCGCCGAUCUCGAUAGCCGCAUUCGCUCCUUGGCGGAGGGCGUCCAAAGCCUCGGCGAAUCCCGGGCUGUAAGUAAGCAACUCCUGAAGACUUUGGUGCAGCAGCGGCGUCUACAGGCGGCCAGUUUGAAUGAGCAGCGCACAGCGUUGGAUGAGCAGCGUGCACAGCUCCUGGAUGCUCAGCAGCAGGGGGAGACUGCAAGCAAACGCCUCCGUCUGGUCCAAUCCGAGCAUGAAGAGCAGAUGCUGGCCCAGCAGCGCGCCUACGAGGAAAAGGUCGCCGUUUUGAUCAGGACAGCCAACCAGCGAUCGGCUGAAUUGCAGUCGCCGGCGGAGGCGGAGCAGCAACGCAAUCAGAUCCUUGAAGAACUGCUCAGCAGCCGAGAGGCACUGCAGCAGGAGCUGGACAAACUCAAAGCCAAGACGAAGUCAAAAGCCAAGGCCGCCCAGGCUGCGUCUCAGAAUUUAGAUGAUAGUGUUCAGGUAGUGGACUUUAACGAAACAAUAGAACUGAGCGAUGUCAGCGACGAUCCCGACUGGGUGCCAUCCACCUCGAAAUCCAGGAGGGUUCCAUCCGAUGUUAGCCGCACUGUGAAGCCCCAGGCUGCGGAGUCAACUCCUUCGGAGAAACAGGAUGCCAACGUGACGUCAUUGGGCAAUGCAUCCAUCCAGUCGCUGAACUCCACAUCCGUCACAGAGGAUGGCAAACGCUGCAAAGGCUGCAAGUGUCGCACGAAGUGCAACACCAAGCGCUGCGGCUGCCAGGUGGCCAACCAUGGCUGCUCCGAGAGCUGCGUUUGCAAGAGGAAUUGCCACAAUCCAAUGAACAGCGAGGAACAGCCUCCGCAAUUCGGGGAAGGCGAUGGCCAAACUGCCGACGACAUCGAGGAGGAGGCGCCGGAAGACGCUGACAUCACGUCCGAUAACGGCGACGACGAGCCGCAGACAUCCAAGGAGAACACGCCGAAGUUCAUCACGCCAGAGGCGCCCGGCAAAGUGGCGGCUUCGCCAAAGCGUACGCUGGAGGAGCCGAAGGCCGCCGCCACACCGCUGGGCAAUCUGAACGGAGUGGAAGACUUCAAUGGACCCAAGUUGGCAAAGAUGUCGGGACUGGCGUUUGACACGCCCAAGCGGAAAUUCUUUUAAGGAGGAGGACCUCAUGCAAGCGCGGAUGCCCAUUUGUGGAACGGAAGGGCAGCAGAAGAGGAGCAGGAGAGGAGCAGAAAGGAGUCCCCAGAUGCCUGUCAGCACAUUUUGUAGCGGCUAGCUUAGACGCACUUUAGUAUGUUUGUUAUCUUUUAGGAAAUGAUCGUUAGGGAACUCGCAUCCACCAAGACUGUAUUACCCAUCCAUGUUUUAUAAUGUACCAAUAUAGUAUCCAAUGAUCUGCACUAA
Molecule: messenger RNA, 4293 nt
Organism: Drosophila teissieri
Lineage: Eukaryota; Metazoa; Arthropoda; Insecta; Diptera; Drosophilidae
Gene: Klp3A
Product: chromosome-associated kinesin KIF4
Exons: 6
Coding region: 373-4044 (1223 amino acids)
Biological process (GO): mitotic spindle organization; microtubule-based movement
Molecular function (GO): microtubule motor activity; microtubule binding; ATP binding
Source: RefSeq, a predicted model, not a curated record